This is a messenger RNA of Alosa alosa (allis shad), 4704 nucleotides long. It is a transcript of the gene marchf2, whose product is annotated as membrane-associated ring finger (C3HC4) 2. Gene Ontology annotation, molecular function: zinc ion binding; ubiquitin-protein transferase activity. NCBI's taxonomy places the organism in Eukaryota, Metazoa, Chordata, Actinopteri, Clupeiformes, Clupeidae. Gene Ontology annotation, biological process: protein ubiquitination. The transcript is spliced from 5 exons. Bases 281 to 1036 code for a protein of 251 amino acids. The record is from RefSeq and is a predicted model, not a curated record.
ACUCCGAAAGUCAAUGGGAGGGUGGAUUGUUGGGGUUCCGCUUCUUCUGCAGAGACAGCUGAGAGAAACGGAUUUGCGGUGAUAGCAAGUCGUUAAGGAAAACCAAAUAGCCUUAGUUUGUCAUUUUAGGAACGUCUUUAUUAACGUCUAAGGCAUAUGAAAAUCAUGAUGAGAGAAGAAGAUACUGUAGAUAGGGCCUAACUGACCUGAGCUGUGGGAGCUGUUGGCUCCCCUCCUUUCCCAUCGCUCCCCUUGCCCCGACCCCCUGGACAGCCCAGACAUGACCACAGGGGAGUGUUGCCACCUCCCCGGUUCACUCUGUGAAUGCACUGGCAAUGCUGCCCUGUCAAAAACAGUGGAGGAGUCUGACAACCGUCGUGCGCAGUACAUCACCCAAGUCACAGCCAAAGAUGGACGACUGCUGUCAACAGUCAUCAAAGCUCUUGGCACUCAGAGCUCUUUCUCUUUUAGUGAUGGCCCCAUCUGCCGGAUAUGCCAUGAAGGGGGCAACGGAGAGGGCCUCCUGUCCCCAUGUGACUGUACGGGAACCUUGGGCACGGUUCACAAAAGCUGCCUGGAGAAGUGGCUCUCCUCCUCCAACACCAGCUACUGUGAGCUAUGCCACACCGAGUUUACCAUUGAGCGCCGACCUCGGCCUCUUACAGAGUGGCUGCGAGACCCUGGGCCGAGGAAUGAGAAGCGCACACUGUUCUGCGACAUGGUUUGCUUCCUGUUCAUAACGCCGCUGGCGGCCAUCUCAGGCUGGCUGUGUCUGCGGGGUGCCCAAGACCACCUGCACUUCAACAGCCGCCUGGAGGCUGUGGGCCUCAUAGCACUCACCAUAGCCCUCUUCACCAUCUACGUCCUCUGGACUCUGGUGUCAUUCCGCUACCACUGUCAGCUGUACUCUGAAUGGAGACGAACCAAUCAGAAGGUCCGCCUGCUCAUUCCGGAUGCCAAGGGAGGGCACUCUACCCAGCAUCCUUUGCUCUCCACCAAGCUGUUGAAGAAGACGGCAGACGAAACGAUCGUAUGAGGGCCAGUCUGAGGGAAGGAUGAGAGUGGUGUGUGUUGAGUGUGCUCGGGGUCCUCGACUCACUCGAGGUCACAGCUGGAGCCGCAGCACUUGUGGAUGCAUUUUUUUCUAUUUAAUCCUUUUUAAUCUAAACUUGUGAGCACUUCAUUAUCCACCUUUUAUCCUUUUUUUCCCUUUUUUUCCUUUUGUUUUGUUUUGUGUGAAGCCUCUUGCUAGAAAAAAAAAAACAAUCGUUUGUUCACAGGGAAAGAAAAAGAUAACAAUUGGCAAGUUUGAUGCUUGAAAUCCUGCAUUAUCUGUUUUUUCAAAAAGAAAAAGAGAAAUAUGCUAACGAAAAAAGUAACUCACAAGUAGACAAAUGUGAAAUAAAUAGGAACUGACCGCGUGUUGCCAUGUAGAGAGGAGAUGCUCAGCACACAUUCAGUGGGAACUGACCAAACCCUCCAAAACAGAUUUCUCUUUACCCUUGUAGGUUGUUUCUUUAAGUUAUUGUCUAUUACCAGUGAAUAUGGUAUGCGUUAAUGAUUCUUGUUCCAUUCUGAGGCUUCAUAACCACUGAGUAUAAAAGAAAAGCUCCAAGCGUUAAUCCCUGCUAUAGAGAAACUGCUGAGGGGGUUGUGUGUGUGUGGGAGUGUGUGAGUAAGUAAGUAGGAGUGUGUAUAAGUAACUAAGUAGGUUUGUGUGUGUGUGUGUGUGUGUGUGUGUGUGUUUAAGGUGGUUACAGGAAAUCAGUAUUCAUCCAUCCAUCUCUGUGGCGGAUAUGGGAACUUGAAUGCUCUCAGCAGUGUUCGUGGUUUGUCAAGAUUCCAAUCUUUUUCCUAAGCAUGUCCCCAGUAUGUGUGAUUGGGGAUGGAGGUAGCAAACGUACAAGAGUGCAAUAAAAAUGCUAUAAAGAAGGCUUGCCCUUAUGAUACUGCAACCAACACACACAGCUUUGCAUGCAUGCACAAUUUCUUUGCUUUUAGUAUUUUUACUUUUCCUCUGUUUCCAUUCAGAAUGCUUGGAUGGUUGGUUUUGGAGGUCUUUGGAGCUGAGCGCUAAAAAGGAUCUCCUACAUCUUUUGGUGUAGAUGCAGCAAGUGUGCAAGUCGUCACUAAAUCUGAGGUUAGCAGAAAUAGUAAGAGGAAAUUGCCAAACAUGAGUUCUCUCUUUUGGAAGGAAUUUACAUAAGAUUUUUUUUUAAAACUCUAAUGUGUUAACUUUACAGUACAACUACAAGGAAAUCACUGAUUUCUCCCUCUUUUCCUUCCAUUUCCUUCACUCUUUCUCUCCUGCUUGCACUGUCUUUUGUGUGCGUUGGUUUUUCUACCAUAAUAUAUCUUUGUGCCGAUGCAUAUUAGUUUAGCCAGAGGUGGCGUAGUGUACUGCAGAAGUCCGGUUUGUAUACAUAUGGUUAUGUAGCAGUUUCACCCUCUUUGAUAUGCAGCUUCUCAGACUUUCAAAAGACUGUCCUGACUUGUCAUAAUCUUCAGUACCAAGAACGAGUUGUUUUGAACUGUUUCUCAAACCUUGCAACAUUGAAUGAUCGUGUCCUCUCAUCGGAUAACUACAUCAGGUUACUUCUCCUAAAGAAGGAUAUGCAAAAACACUAGCAAUGACCUUAAAGGUGGCCCUUGGUAAAGUCUGCGUAGAAAACAUGUCGCUACCACUGGAUUUUUAUCAAGGAAGUGCCUGGCGCUGCGGGAGAGUGGCAAGCCACAGUUCAGAAUGGUCAUGAGGACCAACUUGCUAUUUGGACCAUAGUAUUUAUGGUGCACCUUCUUCAAUUGGGUUCAUGCAAAGCCUGCAUCAGUGCAAUUUCCCAAUCAGUAUUUCAUUUGUGUGUUUUGUGUUACAUUUUUGCUUAAUUGAGUGUCCUUUGUGUCUACAGCACAGGUGGAAAAGGUCGACGAUCUUGUAGAAACUCUGUAACCCUUUUUUCCAUCCAUAAAUCCAUUCCCUCUUGAGGAUGUGGUGCUACUCCAUGCAAGUUCUCAUUUCUUUCAGCCAUCCUGCCUUGGCUUAACAGUUGAAAGCUUUUGGUCAUUGGGCACAGAGAAUGGGGUACCAUUUCAUGGUUGCAGACAGAGUCCUGAAUACAGCUGAUGGGCCCCUGUAGGCCAACGUAGGCUAAUGUAACCUGGUAUCCACCAUGGACAAAUGAGGAAAUGGGUUAAAGCUUUAUAAGUGCUGUUGCUAUGAGAGGAGACACCAUGUGGAGUGAAUCAUUGUCUGAGCUUCAUUCUGGUUUCAGUGCUCAGUCAGCUCUGUUGAGUUGAGCUCAGAGCUGGUUGUUAGCAUUGGGGAGAAGUGGUCUGGUUGUAGAAAAGAACCCCUGUAUCUGAAUACGUGUUUCUCUCUCUCCGUCUCUCUCUCUCUCUCUCUCUCUCUCCGUAGUGUCAGUGGUCACUCUAAAUGAUUCCUCUCAUAGGAAACUAAACUUUCGUUGUAUGGUUAAUGUUGUGCAAUAGUUAUUCUAGACCUUUGUUUUGUUUUGUUUUGUUUGUUUGUUUGUUUGUUUGUUUGUUUGUUUGUUUGUUUUUGGCAUUACAAUCACCAUCACCAGUAUGUUAGACUUUAGGGAGGAAAGACAUGAAUCUCUGAGCAUGGAAAAAAAAUAACAAACGGAUGUGCAGUGUCGGCCCCGGGGCCUUUAGUAACGCCCUUUCAAAAAAAAAAAAAGACAACAUAAAGGACAAAAAAACUUGUCUCUUGGUGUGCUUCCACCUGAAACGUUGGUUGCCUUUGUACACUUGGGGCCAACUUCUGGAGACUUUGUAACGUAGGAUUUAGUAACAGAGUGUGCAAUUUUAAUAACAUUACAAUGCAAUUCUUACCUGUAACCUUAAAAACACACACGCAUAUAUAUACCUAUCUAUAUUAAGAACGUAAGCGAAACCUAGAUGUAGACAACAUUACUUAUGAAGGAUCAUGAGGAGGACACCCAUGCAGGAAGAGAGGGGCGGGGCCAGCCGUGACGAAGGCACUCUGGGGCCUGUGAGUUGCCUGUGCUAUGCAACAGCGCUUCUGCAAUAGGUAGUGUCCAGGCCGAGUCCAUACUUCAGUGUUAAUCCAGCUGACCACCACAAGUCCUUCUCUCCAAAGAUGCAUGCAUGUUUUUUGUUUUGUUUUGUUUUCCUCUGUCUCCUUAGCUAUCUCUUCUGUUUCAGUAUGAUAUGGCACUUUCAGAAAUAUACCAUGGAAAAACAAUUGUCUCAUUUUUAAUAAUCCAUGUUUAAAAGGAGAUUUAAAAACAAUUGUUGAUGUAAUAAUUUCCUUUGUUAAUAAUCUUUGGGAAAAUAUAAACAAUUCCAGGUUAAUUGUAAAAUGGAAAGGAAGCAGUUAUAUUCCAGUGUCAUGCUCUUUUUUUCUAAAAAAAAAAAAAAAAAGAAACACCAUGAAUUGUAAACAUGUUUUUACUUGUCUUUGUUUUUAAUAUCUUAAUUUUGCCACUGUGUUUUUAAAUGAAUUCAUCUGUAUCAUUUGUAAUUUAUGUUCUCAAUUAUUUCAUUAAGCACAGGAUUUUUAUCACUCUAACAUGUUUUGAAAUGCUGUAAUGUUUAUGUUGUGCAGUGGGAAAAGAAGGUGUGUCUGUAAUGUCUUCACCAAAAUUUGUUGGUGCUUGCAAUCAGCCAAGAAAAGUGUGCAAAGCAAAUUAAAAAUGACGCUAUGAAUCUGUCCAACAGAAA